Caenorhabditis sp. 36 PRJEB53466 is the source of this 937-nucleotide messenger RNA. Lineage: Eukaryota; Metazoa; Nematoda; Chromadorea; Rhabditida; Rhabditidae. The record is from the annotation of a GenBank genome assembly.
AUGAGUAGUAACAUUAACAAAAGUAUUCUUUCUAUCACACAAGUACGCCCACAUUUAUUCUUAGCUGGUUACGGAUGUAUCACUCCUUCUCUGGUAUGACUUACUCUUCAGAAGACUUGUUGAAAAUUGACCGGGCUCGGAUUAGAAUAUUUUCGAAAUUUGUUUGGAAAAUUGCUUUUUUCCAUUGAAAUUAAGUAGUUCAAACCAGAACACGUGUUUUGCGAUCUUAUUAUUACAAGAAAGCACAAUUUUGGAAAAACAUUUGGCUCAUAAAUCGUAUGUUGAAAAUUCAGUACUAAAAUCGGGCCCGGCCUGAGACAAGUCUGCUUUUUAGACCUUACCCCUGAUUGAAAAAUAUUUUCAGUUGAAACAAUACCAGAUAACGCAUGCUGUCGACUGUACAAAUCUCAAGACCAAACCUAUUCCAGGACUGGAAAAGAUUGAGGUGAGAUUCAAUAAAUAUGUUCUGAUCUGAAUACGUAUGCCUUUCCAGGUUCCAGUGGACGACAAUACGCUUUCGAAAAUUUCCCAGUAUUUUGAAACGGCAAUCAAGUUCAUUGAGGAUGCGAAGCAACAAGUGAGUCGUCCGAUCUUUGUCCACUACCAUUUCGAUUCUUUCAGGGUCACAACACGGUCAUUUACUGCGCUGCAGGCGUCAGCAGAAGUGCGACAAUUACCAUUGUCUACUUGAUGGCUUCUGAAAAUCUAACCUUGGAAGAGGCUUACCAUCAAGUGAACAGAGUUAGUUCAUUAAACCUUGUUGGUUUAGAAAUUGUGAAACAUUUAGGUGCGCCCAAUCAUUUCUCCGAAUAUCGGUUUCUGGAGGCAAAUGAUCGAUUAUGAGAAACAGAAUCAAGGAAAGACGAGCGUGGAGUUGAUCAGCGGACGCAUGGCUCGACCGGUCCCCAGUGUUUAUUUGAAGAGAGAAUUGGCAUGA